AUACACCAUUAAACACUCCCACCAAACUUUCUGCCUUAAUAAAAAACCCCAUAAAUUCUUUAGUUUUCUCAGUUCUGCACCAAAACCUCACAACCCGAUAUCUCACUAUAUAAUCAUUUUUUUAGCUUCUCUGUGCUAUAGGUACAAGCUCCUGGAACAAAACUAACAACAACAAUAAUAAUGGCAAACUUAUACAUUUCAUGGGUUUUGUUUACUCAGCUGGUUCUAGUCCAUUUUGCUAAAACUGGAGCAAAAGUUCCAGCCAUUAUAGUAUUUGGGGACUCAACUGUGGAUGCAGGGAAUAACAAUGUGAUUUCCACACUACUCAAGAGCAACUUCCAGCCUUAUGGGCGUGAUUUUUUUGGUGGUCGUCCAACUGGGAGGUUCUCCAAUGGCCGUAUUCCUCCAGACUUUAUCUCUGAGGCUUUUGGGCUUAAAUCCUUUGUACCUGCUUAUUUGGAUAGCAUGUAUAGCAUUUCAGAUUUUGCAACUGGGGUCUGCUUUGCUUCUGCUGGGACUGGCUAUGACAAUGCUACCUCUGAUGUAUUAAAUGUUAUACCACUUUGGAAGGAAGUGGAAUACUACAAGGACUACCAGAGCAAAUUGAGAGCCUAUCUUGGCCAUAGGAAGGCAAAUUAUGUUUUGAGGGAGGCAUUGUAUUUGGUAAGCUUAGGGACCAAUGAUUUCCUGGAGAACUACUAUAUUUUCCCACUGAGACAAUCCGAGUUCACCGUUGAACAAUACCAGGAUUUCCUUGUUGGACUUUCUGGGAAUUUCCUUAGGGAAAUAUACAGUCUUGGUGCUAGAAAAAUAUCACUAACUGGGCUUCCUCCAAUGGGGUGUUUACCAUUGGAGAGAGCCACAAAUAUAUUUGGUAAUCAUGAGUGUAUAGAGGACUACAACAAGGUAGCUGUGAACUUUAAUGAGAAGUUGAAAGGUUUGGUGGCAAAGCUUAAUCAAGACCUUCCUGAGCUUAAAUUAGUUUUUACAGAAAGUAUGUAUGACAUCGCAUAUCAGAUGAUCAAAAAACCAGCUUCAUUUGGAUUUGAUGUUGCUGGAGUGGCAUGCUGUUCAACAGGGACAUUUGAGAUGAGUUAUCUUUGUAGUAAGAGUAAUCCAUUGACAUGCACAGACGCUAAUAAAUAUGUAUUUUGGGAUGCUUUUCAUCCGACGGAGAGAGCUAAUAAGGUCAUCGUCGAUAAUAUUGUUGGUUUGCUGCUAAAGGAGUUUUCUUGAUUAUUCUUUUUGUUUUCUUUGAGGGGGGAAAAAAAAAAAAAAAAAGGAUAGAAUUUAUUUUUCUGUGUUCUAGUUGUACCAAUGUGUUGUGUAAUCUCAUCAGCUAAUUGGCUGUAUAAAUAUAUAAAGAUAUGUUAGUGUGUUCCUUACCAUCAUAUAGACACCUUGUAUUAGAUAAUUAUUGCAAAAUGAUGAAAAUGUUAAAUAAUA
Molecule: messenger RNA, 1446 nt
Organism: Ziziphus jujuba (common jujube)
Lineage: Eukaryota; Viridiplantae; Streptophyta; Magnoliopsida; Rosales; Rhamnaceae
Product: GDSL esterase/lipase At2g42990-like
Exons: 3
Coding region: 181-1236 (351 amino acids)
Molecular function (GO): hydrolase activity, acting on ester bonds
Source: RefSeq, a predicted model, not a curated record